AUGUCCAAGACGCUGCGCCGGCGGCGGCACUGGCUGAGUCGGGCUCAGGACGUCACGGUGACCGGGGAGGCGGGGGCCGCGCUGCUGCUUCGCGGCGGGGCUGAGCUCGGGCACUUCCCCUUCCUCGGCCCCGUGAGCGGCCCCGGCCCCGCGCCCGGAGACAUCCUCCUGGAGGUCAACAACACCCCGGUCAGCGGCCUGACCAGCCGGGACGUCCUCGCCGUCAUCAGGCACUUCCCCGAACCCGUGAGGGUCCGCACCGUCAGACCAGGCCGAAUCAUAAAUCGGGAUCUUCGACACUACCUCAGUUUGCAGUUCCAGAAAGGAUCAGUAGACCAUCAUCUUCAGCAGGUCAUCCGUGACAAUCUGUACCUGAGAACAAUUCCAUGCACCACCAGGGCUCCAAGGGAUGGUGAGGUGCCUGGAGUUGAUUAUAACUUUAUUUCUCUUGAAGAGUUCAAAGUGCUAGAGGACAGUGGAGCACUUUUAGAAAGUGGGACGUUUGAUGGUAACCUCUAUGGGACCCCAAAGCCCCCCGCUGAGCCGGGCCCUUUUCAGCAGGAUGUAGUUGAUCAGGUUCUUCUUGAAGACGGCUUGGAAGAGGCACAAAGAAAACGGACGAUGUCUGUCAGCAAGAUGGACAGACUUGAGGCUGUGCUCCCGGAGGAUGAUGAUGAUGAGAGGCCCAUCGUCAAUGGCACUGCUCCGGCAGACUGGAAAAGCGUCCCAGUAUCCAGCCAUCCUGAUGGUUCAUCAGACUUCCAGUAUCUUGAUACAUUAACCAGAGAAGAAGCCUUAGAACCCUUGCCCAGAAACUGGGAGAUGGCUUACACUGACAAUGGAAUGGUCUACUUCAUUGAUCACAACACCAAGACAACAACAUGGCUGGAUCCUCGGCUUGCCAAGAAAGCCAAACCUCCUGAGGAGUGCAGUGAAGGCGAACUUCCAUAUGGCUGGGAGAAGAUCAUUGAUCCCAUUUAUGGGACUUAUUUUGUUGAUCACGUACAUCAGAAAACUCAGUUUGAAAAUCCUGUUAUUGAAGCAAAACGUAAGAAGCGUCUGGGACAACAACAUGAGGGUCAGGACAAUGGCUCCAGAGGACGUCAGCCAGAGAGACCUAUGUUUACUCGGGACCCAUCACAGCUACAGGGGAUGCUAAUCAGGACAACUUUACAAAAGAGUGAAAUGGGGUUUGGGUUCACAAUCAUUGGAGGCGACAGCCCGGAUGAGUUCCUACAGGUGAAGAAUAUUAUUGAGGGGGGUCCAGCUGCUGAGGAAGCCAGCAUGCUUCCAGGUGACGUUAUUGUGUAUAUAAACAGCACAUGUGUCCUCGGCCAGACUCACGCUGACGUUGUGCAGCUCUUUCAGUCUGUUCCUAUAAAUCAAACUGUCAGAUUGAUUUUAUGUCGAGGUUACCCACUGCCCUCUGACGCCGAGGAUCCAACUAUUGAUCCAGCAACUGCUACACCGAUCAUUGUUGGACAGUCUGUGAUGCAUUCUUUACAAGGAAAUCAAACCACUUCCGAGCCAAAUGACAAGCAGCCCUUGGGGCAGUGUAAUGAUCAUUUGAAUGGCCCUUAUUUAGGCCUAACUGAAGAUCGAAUAUCCAUGGUCACCUCUGGAAGCUCUCAGGCUGAGGUGUUGACUAUUCCUCUUGUGAAAGGACCAAAGGGUUUUGGCUUUGCAAUAGCUGACAGUCCAGGAGGGCAGAAAGUGAAGAUGAUCUUGGACAGUCAAUGGUGUAAAGGUCUUCAAAAGGGUGAUGUAAUCAAGCAGAUUCAGCAUCAAUGUGUGCAGCAUCUGGGCCAUGUCCAGGUGGUGGAGAUCCUGAAGGAAUGGCCGGUUGGAAGUGAGAUAUCUUUACUGGUCCACAGAGGAGGGCAUUCUUCACCCAUUAAGGUUAUAAAGCCAACUUCAGACCAAGAACAGAAGCUGGGGAUGUGUCAGACCCUUCCUCACGGUCCCCCGAUCCCACAACCUCUGCCCUUCCCACCGAAUGUUGUAGGGCCUUCCUCCCCUAAACGUGAUCCCACUGAGCUCUAUGUACAGUCCAAAAACAUAUAUGACAGCAAACCUCCAAACACUGUGGACAUUGAUAUAUUUCUCCGGAAGCAAGAGAGUGGAUUUGGCUUCCGAGUGCUUGGUGGGGAUGGACCAGAGCAACCGAUUCUAAUUGGAGCCAUUAUUCCACUGAGUGUUGCUGAGAGAGAUGGGCGGCUACGCGUGGCUGAUGAGCUGCUGUAUAUUGAUGGUGUUUCAGUGAAAGCAAAGCCUCAUCGAUUUGUAUUGGAUUUGAUGCAAAAUGCUGCUCGAAAUGGUCAGGUGCUGCUUUCAGUCAGAAGGAACCUUCAUUGCCCUGAAGAUCAACAGGAAGCUCUGAGAGAGUGUGGUUCAGAACCUGUUGGGAAUGGCUCCCCGAGAAUGAACCACGCAGACCUUGCACAGAGGCUGUCUAAAGCAGUCGCUUUGUCUCAGGCCUACAGCGUUGUCCUACAACGGCAGGAACACGAAGGGUUUGGAUUUGUCAUCAUCACCUCGAAAAACAGGCCCCCUACAGUUGCGGUGCCGCAUAAAAUUGGGCGCCUAAUUGACGGGAGCCCGGCCGAGCAUUGUGGGAGACUGAAUGUUGGGGACCGUAUCUCGGCUGUGAAUGGACAGUCCAUUAUCCACAUGCCCCACCAUGAGAUUGUUCAACUGAUCAAGGAUGCUGGACAGAAGGUGACUCUCACUGUCAUCCCUGGGGAAGAUUUAAAUGGCCCUCCAUCAGGGGGAAGCUCAGCGAGACAGAGCCCUGCACUGCAGCAUAAGCCCAUGGGACAGAUACCUGCUCUUCAAGUUCCAACACAAGAAAACAGCAGCAUUGUGGAAGGAGAUGAAAAGAAAAAUGGAGAGCCUCUUGUUUUUGACUAUAUGAAACCACCAUCAAUGGACUACAGGCGGCCACCAUGUGAGCAGUAUGCUCACACAGCACCUGACAACAGACAGCUGAGGGAGACGGGAACCAGACAGCCUCAGAAUCUCAAUUGCUUUGCUUUGGAACUUGAAAGAGGUACCAAAGGGUUUGGGUUCAGUGUACGAGGAGGCAAGGAGUACAACAUGGGACUGUUCAUCCUGCGCCUCGCAGAGGGAGGUCCAGCACUGAGCGAUGGCAGAAUACAAGUUGGUGAUCAGAUUGUUGAAAUUAAUGGAGAGUCGACCCAAGGGAUAAGCCACAAACGUGCCAUUGAGCUAAUCCAGGCCGGAGGCAGCAGAGUGCAACUUGUUCUGAAGCCAGGCACAGGUCAGGUGCCCAACCUUGACGAUUUAGAAACUCUGAGCACUCCAUCUUCAAGCUUGCAAGAACUACCCACAUCACAGGAGAAGCAGUCAGCAAUUUCAGUGCAUCUGUCUUCCACGGCCCCGAUUCCCCCGGCAGAUCCUGAAGAGGUUGAUCCUGAAGAGGCUUUUGAAAAAGAACCAAAAUUGGUAAUGGCAAAGGAACCCAGUGGUGUCCAAUCCUGGGACAUGGCCAAAGGCAGACUCCGAGCAGCUAGCCCCAGAAACGUUCAUGAUAAAGAUCAAUCUGAAGUUGAAAAGGAUAAGUUAAUCAAACACAAGAAAAUUGAAUCCAGCACAAAGAAGCAGCUGGAUAUCUGUGACGGGGAGCCAGCAGCAGUAAAAGACACACUAGCCAGCCCAAGAAGAGCUGACAAAAAUACAAAGGAAACUAUUCAAGAGGGCUCAGUUAGCCCAAGGAAGACAAAUAAGAAAAAUAACUGUAAGAUGGAAAGGUCUGUAAGUCCAGGUAGGAAUGUCUCCAAAGACCUACCAGAAAACAACCAAGAUUUGGUUAGUACCAGGAUUCAUGAUCCAACAAGAGGCAGAUCAAGCAGUCCCAGGAAGGGGUGCAGGAAGAACACGCACAUUGUCCCACAGCAAGAUGUGGAAAUGAAAUCAACAGAAAUUGGAGACAAAAUAUCCAGCUUAACUGUGAUAGAUAAAACUGGUCAUUCUGAAAGGCUGAGAGAGCGAUCAAUCAGUCCAAGGAAACGUGGAUUAAAGCACCAGCAUUCCAGCAAGCAACCUCCUGACAGAAUAGGAAGAACCACAGAAAACAGAAUAGUUGCCUCAAAUACAAGCACUGAUACUGGAGGGAAGACUAAUGAAAGGGAAAAAAAUCCCCAGUGUUCUGGGUCACACUUAGAGCUGGACAAAGUGAAGCUAUCCAAUGACAAUGCAGAACAUGCUGUGAAGGAAAAGCUCAGCUGUUCAGCAGCAGCGACUGGCAAUUGCACCUUUGUCACCAAGAACAAGGGUCUAGAAACAAAAGUAGAAACGAUAAAGACUGAAAGGGAGAAAGAAAGAAUCACUGAUGGAAUCCAUUCUGACAUUCGAGCUGGAGUCAGGAAGACACCAAUAACUCCUGGACUUUGGAAGAAACCAGAUGCCAAUAAGUAGUCUGUAACAGAGCCACAAAAUACUUGUAAUUGUGUUCAGUUCUCUUUGUAAGCAUCUUAUUUAAAGUCCUCUAGGUUCACCUGAAGUUGCACUAAGUUUUCCAUAAAACAUGAAGGAUUAUUUGGAAUAUUUCACCUGAGCUGUGAAUGUGAACAUGGUUUUAGUUUCAGCAGUUUGUGUCACAUGAAGAAAUUGCAUCACCUUUGAGGGUUGUGGGGCUUUGCUCCAGUCCUGUUUUUUUUAAAUAGAAUUCCUUGUAUUUCUCUCAUUCUACACUGAUUGUUGCUGCUGCUGCUCUGUGUGAGAAUUGCAGACUGUAAUGGUUAAGUUGUGGAAUCUCCUGACCACAGACCAUGAUCAGAACUGGAAUGUUUAGAAACAGAAGCAGUAGUUAAUGUGCUUCUCCUGAAGUGUUCAUGUAAAACAAGCAUCUUUUUAUCUGUGAUAUACUCGUGUAAGUAGCAGAACAGCACAAGCAGCUGUCGGUCUCCCAUUGCUGUGCUCAUUUGAAAUCAACACUAUUUCAAGAAUUAAAACACUCCAUACUUAACCAGGA
Molecule: messenger RNA, 4993 nt
Organism: Callorhinchus milii (elephant shark)
Lineage: Eukaryota; Metazoa; Chordata; Chondrichthyes; Chimaeriformes; Callorhinchidae
Gene: magi3a
Product: membrane associated guanylate kinase, WW and PDZ domain containing 3a
Exons: 21
Coding region: 1-4437 (1478 amino acids)
Biological process (GO): signal transduction
Cellular component (GO): cytoplasm
Molecular function (GO): protein binding
Source: RefSeq, a predicted model, not a curated record